Harpegnathos saltator (Jerdon's jumping ant) is the source of this 8199-nucleotide messenger RNA. RefSeq names its product 5-hydroxytryptamine receptor 2B (gene 5-HT2B). Gene Ontology annotation, biological process: adenylate cyclase-activating adrenergic receptor signaling pathway; positive regulation of MAPK cascade. Gene Ontology annotation, cellular component: plasma membrane. Bases 2319 to 4652 code for a protein of 777 amino acids. NCBI's taxonomy places the organism in Eukaryota, Metazoa, Arthropoda, Insecta, Hymenoptera, Formicidae. Gene Ontology annotation, molecular function: G protein-coupled receptor activity. The record is from RefSeq and is a predicted model, not a curated record. The transcript is spliced from 6 exons.
CGCAAUUAUCACUCGCUCGCCUUCUCCCCCUUUCCUUCCCCCCUCCCUCCCACGCUCUCUCGUCCGCCGCACUCCUUUGUGCCCCUGCUCCCCCGCUCGCGCGCCCCUUCACUCGCGCUCCGUUAUCAGUGACGCCGCGCGCUCGGUGCAUCCGUUUGAAAUCACUAUCGCCGAUCGGAACACCGCGCGGAGAGUGUCCUGUCGCUAUGAAGGAAAGUUCGGCGGACAAUGUGCAUCCCCCUCCCCCUACGGUCGACGCAGCAGUUUUCCGAAAGAUCGGCGACGAGAGGACACUUUGUGUUCUGCGAGUUUCCAUUAGAUAGAGCGGUCGCAGCUCUCUGUUUGAAUUCCCCCGAGCCUGCAGAAAUUCCCCGGGAACCACCGACGGCGACGACGCAGAAAGAGAAAGCGGGGCUGAGGAGAAUCGAGUAGUCUGCGAAUUUGUCGCCGAACUCGUAUUAUUUUAAUUGACCAGGCGUCGCGCUCCUUCGAGCUGGCGAUCGCGGGGAAAUCUGUCUGGAAAUUUCGGUGCUUCGACUCUUCGUCGAGGCGGUUAACUUUCCUCCAGUCGAAUUGCCGUGGAAUUUAUCCCGCCGAAUUCUGGAGUAUCCGCGAAUUCCGUCGAAUUUGUUUUAGUGAUUCAACUUAUUUCGCCGAGUUCUCCUUCGCGCUCCUCGGGAAAUUCCCUGGAGUGUUUCGGUUUCUCGAGUUGCCCUCAAGGCACUCUUCUCGAUUUGAAUUCCCGAAAUUGUGGAAAUUCCGCCACCUCGAGAGAUCCCGGGCGCUUGAAUUUUUCACUGCUGUCGUUCCUCAUGAGAGACGCUGCUUUAAGCAUUUCGCGAGUUCUCGCGAAUUCGUUCGUUUGAUCUGACGUUUGACUUCCACUGCGUCCAGCCUUAAUCCCUUUUUUCUUUCUUCUUCUUCAGUUUCUCUUGUCUUCAAAACAAUGAAAAAUUUUCGAUUUUUCGAAUUUACAAGCGGCGAAAUUAUCCACAUUUCCCCGACAUAAAUUUCUAAAGAACAUCUAUUCUAAAGAACAUCUCGAGCUGUAAUUCUAGAAACUGUUGCAAUCCAGCAACUUCUGGCGAGAGUUUAUGACUCAUUGGGCCAUUAAUUCCCCUCUUCCCAGCGUGUCCCGGUUUGGUGUUCCGCAUUUAAGGGCCAUAAAUCGGCCAGAAACACGCGAAAUAUUCGCAAAUCCAAGAUUUUUAGAGAUUGUCCGCUCGCCCGAGAGAAUUCAAUCGAAUCUGCCGUAGAUUAAUGACGGCGAAAGUUGUGUGAAAGUUCGCUCGCAAUCCUCGUAUCUGCUGGGCGAUAAUAUUCAUGAUCGCUCGCGCGAGCGAUCCGCUCGCCGUAGCCUGUAACCUGUUGAGCAUGUAAUCCUCGCUUUCCACCAAUAUAUCAUCUGAUAUAUCGGAUCAGUCGCAUCGACGAAAUUGAAUCGCUAUCGGCACUCGUGACUCGUAGAAGACGCAGAGAGAAUGGCCUCUCCCGUCUUCGCACUGAAAUAUCCCGGCAGUUCCGUCAGGCCGUCAUCACGGAAAGAUAAUCGAUGCGAGGAUCCGUGGCGAAUAGCCGAGGAUCGCGAGUCAAAGUACCACGAUGCAAAGAUUCCGCGAUUUUUUGGAUCUUUAAAGUUUCGGCCUCGCAACCUUUCAAUCUAUCGGUUUCGCGAUUUCUUCCCGGCUGAAUUCGAGUUCUUCCUCGACCUCAACCAUGAAUCCUCGAAUCGUCGUCCUCGCGAUAUCAUUUUUGCUCCCGUCGGAUCUUCAUUCUGAAAUUCUUCGAGACCCCCAGAUCUCUUUUUAAUUCGCCAGCUCCCCGACGUCGCAAAUUUCCCGCGAGCCGAGCUUUCGUAGCUUGAAUUUUUAUUUCGCAAAUUCUCAACAUACCGAAUUGUUGGUCCUCGAUACCGCGGCUCUUGCGAGCACUCGUUUCAUGAAUUUCUGGCUCCUAAAGUAUUUCAUUUAGCAUUUCACCCGGCUACUUCAUCUUCCUUUUUCUUUCAGUUCGCGGUUCCAUAACGCCCCUUUAUGACAUCGACUCGCUUUAAUUUAACUUAAUUACAGCGUAACCCUCCCCCAUAAUCCUCCUAUCUCGUAAAUCCUCAGAUCUCACGAUAUGUUCCCAACUGUUAACCGCAAUCCGUUAUAACAUCCGUCGGCUAUUCCGAUAAAUCUCCACUUGGUGGGCCCGGUGGUGUCGCUCGACGAGCCUAACAGUGCGCGCUUUCACAGAUGGAGAGUUCUCGCGUGCCAUAAAAAAAAUAGAAAAAAAAGGAAAAUACGCGUUUCAGUGGGUGAAGUUUUGACUGAGCGAUGACGACAUCGACGACCGUGCGUGUCGUCCUGGCGGAUCCUUACGAGGACUCGCCAGUCUUGUGGGACACUGCCAACACCAGCGAGAUCAGCUUGGAAACGAGCACGAGCUUCGACACGAGCCAGGACGAGACAGGACAAUUCAACAAUUGGUGGGCUAUGCUGGCGCUCGUUCUGGUGUUGGGAACGGCCGCGGGGAAUAUCCUAGUGUGCAUGGCAAUCACCUGGGAGAGGCGGCUCCAAAACGUCACUAAUUAUUUCCUAAUGAGCCUGGCCAUUACCGAUCUCAUGGUCGCAGUCUUGGUAAUGCCGUUGGGUAUCCUUACGCUCGUGCGAGGAUACUUUCCGCUGCCGUCAGUUUAUUGCCUAGUCUGGAUUUGCCUCGACGUGCUGUUCUGCACCGCGAGCAUAAUGCACUUGUGCACCAUAAGCGUGGACCGCUACCUGAGCCUGCGCUACCCGAUGAAGUUCGGGCGCAACAAGACCAGACGAAGGGUAAUCCUCAAGAUUAUCAUCGUAUGGCUCCUCAGCAUCGCCAUGAGUUUGCCCCUGAGCUUAAUGUACUCCAAGGAAGAUGACUCGGUAUUGGUGGACGGGGAAUGUCAGAUCCCGGACCCUCUUUACAAGUUAAUCGGCAGCAUAAUAUGUUUCUACAUCCCUUUGGGGGUUAUGCUGCUAACGUACGCGCUAACGGUGAGACUAUUGGCGGAACAACAGCAGAACAUCGGCGGGACAGCAGCAGGUUGGUCAUCAGGAUGGUUGGGUGUGCCUCAGAGUGCACCCUCUCCGGCAGGUCUCGAAAGGCGAGGCACCUGGAAGCGGUUCCUCCUCAACAAAAGCUCGGGCGGGAGCGGCGGCACCCCACAACACACUUCCGGCACGUCGACCGACACCGAGCUGACUACUCUCGAUACCCACGAGCUCUGGCUCCCGGAAAGCGAGCCGCCACCCUCGGCCAUGUCCGCCCUUCACGCCUUCGGCGCAGAGAUGCUGAAGCUGUCGAGGGGUCUCGAGGGAAUCGCCAACCCCGCAAGCCAGACCCCGUCAAGAUCGACGCCUCAGCAGCAUCAUCAGCAGCAUCAACACGGGCCAUCGCAUCGCAGAUGCAGCUUCCGCAACGGAAGCGCGGAGAGCACUGAGAGCAGCGUGUCCUGCUCGAGGACGAGCUUGUCGGCGCAGGAGGAGCUCGUGAGUCCUUGGAAGCACCGGAGACGGGCGUCCACGUACAACGAAGCUCACGUGGAGAGAACGGUCCAGACAUCGAGCUCGCCGAAGACCCCUAGGAAACGGUCCUUCAGUUUCCACGAGCAGUCGUCCUGUCGCGAGGACGACUCACGCAAGAAGUGCCAAGAGGACAAACCGGCAGAACCGAUUAUGUUACCGCCACCGUGCACGUGUCCCUACUUCGGGGAGUCAUCAAAGAAACCACCACCCGUCAGCGAGGUCGUCAUCGUCUCCAGCGAGACCAUGAAGCCGAUCGGCAACAAGAACGUAGACAUGAACCUGUUGAGCGAGUCUAUGAAGCCCAUGCUCGCCAGGAACCUGGAGAUGAGUCUCUUAAGCGACCCCGCGAGGCUGCCCGUCGGCAACAGGACUCCGGAAAUGGGUCUAUCCAGCGAUACCGUGAGACCCAUCAGCGGCAGGAACCUGGAAGCGGGUCUGCAGGCGGAUACCGUGAGACCUCUCACCGGUAGACACCUGGAGGUGGGUCUGCUCGGUAGAAACAACAGCGCCCGUUCCGCGGACAAUGCCAAGGGGACCUACGAGCAGUUGGCCAUGACGAAUAGCGUGGUCACGUGGCGCGGCGGAAGGCGAGGCUCCAGCCUAGGCAGCACCAGGACCUUGCUGUCGGCCGGCACGAGAGCGACGCCGUUGCGACGCGCGGCGACCGUGCGGGCGCACAACGGCGCAACGAGUGCGGGCCUGAUGCUGAAGCCAGCCAACCCGUCGUCGCCGAGCUUGAGGGGGCCGCACCCGAGCCUGGGCGUCCGCAGUCAUCACUCACGCACCAGCAGCGUGAUCUCGCGCAACAGCUCCCGCCACGGCAGGAUCAUCCGCCUGGAGCAGAAGGCAACGAAGGUGUUGGGCGUGGUGUUCUUCACGUUCGUAAUCUUGUGGGCGCCGUUCUUCGUGCUGAACCUGGUGCCGGCUGUGUGCCCGGACUGCGAGCGCCGGAUCGACCGCAAGUUCUACGACCUGGUCACCUGGCUCGGCUACGCCAGCUCCAUGGUCAACCCUAUCUUCUACACCAUCUUCAACAAGGUCUUCCGCGAGGCAUUCAAGAAGGUGCUGCUGUGCAGAUAUCGCAAUCAAACGUGGCGGCCGGCCAGGUAGGCCGGGCUGGACCCCGGGAGACCGGGGGUCGCCAUCAGUAGGGUAUGAACGUAACCGGAAGUGGAACAAAAGUGCGCGAUAUAUGUGUGCGUGGCUGUGUGCCUGUAUAUGCGUGUGUAUGUGUGUUAACGAGAAUGACGGAGGACCACAAAAGAGAUACAAGAACCUAGACAAAGGUAGGAACUCGGACGAAUGGUGCUAUUCUACUCGCGUGAUUGGCUCGCUCUUAUCGACGUAACGAGAACUCUGAGAUAUCGGAGAGAAAAGAUAUCGGCUAGCUGAUGGACAAAGGGAUCUUCCUGUUAGCGAUCUUCCCGCCGAUUCGUCCCGCGUAUUCGUCCCGCGUAAUAGCGAUAUUUUUAACGAACUGCAAAUUGUUUGUCGAUAAUCUUCCUAUGCGUGCAACUCUACACAUAUCGACACUACGUGUAAUUACAUAUCGACGAUAAUUUCAGAAUGUGUAAUAAUAACGAUUCCUAUUUUGAUAAUUUUAUAUUCGGAAGUCAUUCUCGCGCGCGUCCUAUGAGUGUGUUUAAUUGCGACGUUGUGUUCGAUAAUUCAAGUUGUUCUCUGCGAAGCUCCCCUCCUCGAAACCUUCCACGCUAUUUUUACGUGGCACGGAAAAUCUCGCGUUUAGCAAUAAUUUCUGCGUUAAUAAUAUCGCGCGUUCGACGUUACAUUCGACCUCUCGCAUUUAAUAACAACUUGUAAAGCCCGAGAGAUAUUUCAUCACAGUGAAAUUUAGCUUCUUCGUUGGGAAUAAUUCUUUUUCUCUCGUCUUUUUUUGUUUUCAGUAACUGGGAACUGGGAACGCGGAAUGCGAUUUUCUUUGGCGAUGUAUCGCCUCUCUCUCUCUCUCUCUCUCUCUCUUUCUCUCAUCGUUUCACGCGGGUUAAUUAACGCGAACUUUCCGGCAGCCUGAUCGCGCGAGAACUUGAAAACGCGAGCGAACAAUCCGAACUAGUGUAGUCUAAGGAAAAAAUUGAAUUGUAACAUAGUAUAUCUCUAGCACGCUUUCGUGUAACCGCAAUCACCCGAUGAACUAACACGCGGACUAAUUAAAUUCCCAAUUGAAUUUCCCUAAUUAAAUCCCGUUCGGAGAAAUUUGUACAUAAGAACGGAGCGGUAGCGGUGGCGGCGGCAGUGACGGCGACGGCGACGGCGACGGCGACGGCGACGGCGACGGCGACGACGACGACGUGCGUUUAGUUAAUUAACGAUUAAGAGUGCGAAACGCGCGUGUACGUAUGUGUAUGUGUGUUUGCGUGUAUACACGUGUGCGUUAUGUUUACGUACACGUGUGCGUGCGUGCGUGCGUGUAUGUGUGUAUGCGCGUAUGUGCAUACCUAUGCAUGUAGUCGCGCAAAUGUACAAAUAGCAUAAGUAAUCAGCUGUUUACAACUCGAAACGGUGCUCAUCUAGACUCGAAAAGUGUGUUCGACUUGAAAACGCCGGAGGACGAAGAAAGAAUCCGAGUUUAACGGGACGAGGCGAAACGAUCGAAGGAUUCGCGGUUUACGGCGUAAUCACGACGUCGUCGAUGUAUACGAAAGAAAAAGGAACAGAAAUAUUCCGAAGGCGGAAACCUUUCCAUCCUCCCCCCUCCCUUUCUCUCUCUCUCUCUCUCUCUCUCUCUCUCAUUGUUCCUGCGACAACAUGACAUGUAAAGCUCGCCGCGCAAUAAUUAAAGAAACACAAGUUUCUUCUUAUUAUCCUCUGAUUACUUUCGACGGGAUGCAUCGUGGUCGUUGUUUCGCCAACCUCCUGUCUGCUAAUUAUCCUUCCCGGCUUUCGUUCCUCUCGAUCACAAUCCUCGAAGUAUGCGACGAAAAUUUCACGAAUUCUCGGCGCCGAAGAGACUCGCGGAGCGUCUGCGCGCUCCGACAUGCGGAAGCUCUGCGGUGUGCUUGCGGAUUACUCGAAACGCUCAUCUCGUAACGAGGAUACGAAGGACGCGAGGAUACACGUAACGUGGCUUACGUCUGUGAAUUUUGAACGCUAAUUAUGUCACGACGAUGCUGCUGAUUCCGGAUUGCGAUCUUCCGCUCUGAAUUAUCAAUCGAGGGAGCAAGUGGAUAAAGGCGAUGCGUCUGCCGCCCGGCAAGAAUAAAGAGAGCCGUUGUGCGAGCCGAAUGAUAUCACACAAUCGGUGAGGAAUCAAAUGAAGUGGCCUUCUUCCAGAUAAUUAGAUGACUCUCGAGACGUCUUCGAGCGAAAUUUCACUCAGGAGAACAAAGUGGCAGCCGAGUCGCGUGUAAUCGAGUGACCUUUCACUCGCGCAAAGCACAGAGUGAAUUCUCUCGUUCAGAAGCGCGUGGAGUGAAUAUUUUCAUUCGCAAUCGAAGAGCGAAUCCGACGUGUUCCAUUGUUGCCGAGACGAAUUCGCUGUAAUCGACUGAAACAUUCACUCUGGCGGUUCCGGGAGCCUCGAUGCUUCCGUUGUCGCUUCGAGCGAGCUCCCGCUCGUUUCGAGUGAGACUUCGCUCCAAGAAGUUCGCGGAGUAACGGAGCAACGCCGUUACUCCGUCCGACUCCAUUUUCCGAAAUAGAUCACGGGGGCUAAGAUCGCGCGGUCCGUAUUUCCCCAACGAACAGAAUCACUUCGUAGCCGAGAGGACAGAGCCGAGGACAAAAGUCGGACACAUUUCGGGGCAGAACGAGCGACGAAAGCAAUUUCUGGCACCUCCCCUUUCUCUCUCUCUCUCUCUCUCUCUCGCAACAACGGACCAUCGCGUCAUCUCCGUUCCCUUGUCCCGUCGAUUACAUCAAGGUCACGCAAUCGCGGAGAUUCCAAUACGAUCCCGCACGAGAGCGGUAACGCAUGUCGCUCGAAGAUGAACCGAGACAGGGAUUGUAAGCGACACAAUCGCGUGUUGCCGCGACAAACUACGGGCGAUCAUAUCGCGCGGCUCUGAGAUUGCGUCCUCGUGUACAUGCGAUCUCCGAGGGACUCGCCGAUCCUGCGGACACCGGGCGUGUUUGCGGAAUCGCGCCGGCACGGCCUGUGUCGUUCGUUUGUUAAAUAAAAUCGAGAGGCCGAUCAUCAGCGUGUUACGCAAGCGUGGCCCGCGCACGGUCCUCGUAGUUUCGCCGCGGUUGUAUCGACGCGGCGAAGUAGUACACCAUACUACUUCGCCGCGUUAAGUACCGACGAAUAACGGACAUGCACGCGGCCCCGAACCUCAUCGGCUCCCUCCCUCGGCCACCCAAUCAGAAAAUCAAUUGUGCACGUCAACGCCACGUUAAUCGUUCGACCGACAUUCACCGUCGUUCUGCUAAUUAUUUAGUUUUCCAUCGUCCGCGGCUUGUAGCAGCGCGACCCACCGAAUCCAUUUAAACGUCGCCCACCAAAUAGAAAGCUACAUUUACGUGGCCCUCAGACGCUCGUCAGCGGGAAAGAAUUAGUCGAUGGGCCGCAUGACGACGAGGCAAUUUAGCUAGCAUUGCCGAUUAAUUCCCGAUCAAUAACCCGCUGAUUUUCUUUCGGCUAUCCACCGCGUGAAUAAUUUAUCGACGUGCAUGAAAACCGAGUGCAAGCUCUGUCUCU